Trichoderma virens Gv29-8 is the source of this 585-nucleotide messenger RNA. RefSeq lists its product as uncharacterized. The transcript is spliced from 3 exons. The coding region runs from base 1 to 585 and encodes 194 amino acids. Lineage: Eukaryota; Fungi; Ascomycota; Sordariomycetes; Hypocreales; Hypocreaceae. The record is from RefSeq and is a predicted model, not a curated record.
AUGGCGGACCAACAGCAGAACCCGCAGGAGUCUGAGCUUCUACUCACAAGUGCUGGCUAUGUUAGCACUUUCCCGGCUCCCGGCCUUCGCCGCACUGUCCGACACAUCACCGGCCACAAUGCUGAGGGCAAAGGCGUCUUCAUCCAGACUGAUUGCGGUGAUCACCACCGUAUCAUUGGCAAUGAGCAGGCUCUUGCCAACAUCAUCUACUCAACCAAAGAGACUCCUGUCGAAAUGAACGGUGAUGUUGACCUCAAGUAUGCUAAAGAGAAUGAACCUCCUUUGCACAUUCACAACGGCUCUGUAUGCCGCAUGAUUGACUUUGCUCCGAAUGUUAUUUCUCCCAUGCACCGCGCUGUCUCACUGGACUAUGGCAUCGUUAUUGAGGGCGAAUUCAAAUUGAUCCUAGACUCGGGUGAGUCGCGAAUCAUGCGUCAAGGUGAUGUAAGCGUCCAGCGUGCCAGUGCUCAUCAGUGGCAUAACAUCACUGGUAACGGUACUUUGCCCGGCCGCAUGAUGUGGGUGUUGCUCGACUGCAAGCCCAUUGUGAUCAAUGAUAUUGACUUCAUGGAAUGCUCUCAAUAA